AUGGACAAGAGCUCCUUAAGCUAAAGAAAAUUGCCGUUUGGGAUAUACAUUGAAUGGUUCUGUUUGUGGUAACUAGUCUAAAUACCUGUAAAAGGGUAGUUUUAUAAAGGAAUCAGUUUAUGCUAAAUUUAAUUUAUUGGAAUAUACAAUCAAGCUUUCAGAUAAGGAAAGUAGAUCUAUCAAUUGGAUGGCACAAUUAUGUAAAAAUAAAGUAAUUUCUUAGAGGAGGAGGAUUACAUAACAAAGAAAGAUUCAAGGAAUGA
Molecule: messenger RNA, 263 nt
Organism: Paramecium pentaurelia
Lineage: Eukaryota; Ciliophora; Oligohymenophorea; Peniculida; Parameciidae
Source: the annotation of a GenBank genome assembly